CACGUGACCAUCGCGGAAGUGAAGGUUCUACUUGAGGCGGAAGUAAAAAAAAUUGGGAUGUUUUGUGUUUGAAGUUCGAUUAAUAUCAAGAGUCAUUUACAGUGACAGCUGGGGGAAAAUUGCAUAUGCAUAGUUUAACUCUUAUCUGAAGUUGUAGCUGUUUAAAUUUGAAGGUAAUUUUUAAAAUAAUAACGAAUGGCGGGCGGAAAUUUACAGAAAGCUAUAGAUCUUGCCAGCAAAGCUGCUGAGGAGGACAAAGCCAAAAACUAUGAAGAGGCACUUCAAUUGUACCAGCACGCAGUGAACUAUUUCCUCCACGUUAUUAAGUAUGAGGCACAAGGAGAACGUUCCAAAGAAUCCAUCAGAGCCAAGUGUGCAGACUACCUGGAAAGAGCUGAACAACUGAAGGAGUAUCUACGGAAGAGGGGGAAGAAGGCUCCAGCCAAACCUGUGAAAGAGUCCCAGUCUGACAAAGGUAAUGAAAGUGAUGAAAGUGAUGACACAGAAAAGAAGAAGUUUCAAAAUCAACUCUCAGGUGCCAUCGUCAUGGAAAAGCCAAACAUCAAGUGGGACGAUGUAGCUGGACUUGAAGGUGCAAAAGAGGCCUUAAAAGAAGCUGUCAUCUUGCCCAUCAAAUUCCCUCAUCUGUUUACAGGGAAGCGCAUUCCUUGGCGAGGGAUCCUUCUCUUUGGCCCUCCGGGAACUGGGAAAUCUUACUUAGCCAAGGCAGUUGCCACUGAAGCCAACAACUCCACCUUCUUCUCCAUCUCUUCUUCUGAUCUUGUGUCCAAGUGGUUGGGAGAAAGUGAAAAAUUGGUGAAGAACCUGUUUAGUUUAGCUCGAGAACACAAGCCAUCAAUCAUUUUCAUCGAUGAGAUCGACUCCCUCUGUGGGUCCCGGAGUGAGAAUGAGAGUGAAGCAGCACGUAGAAUUAAGACAGAGUUCCUUGUGCAGAUGCAAGGUGUUGGAAGUAACAAUGAUGGAAUCCUGGUUCUGGGAGCCACAAAUAUACCGUGGACCUUAGACUCUGCCAUCAGGAGAAGGUUCGAGAAACGAAUAUAUAUUCCUUUACCUGAGGAGCAUGCCCGCUCUUACAUGUUCAAGUUGCAUCUGGGCUCCACCCCCAAUAACCUUACAGAGGCAGAUUUCAUUACUUUGGGCAAAAAGACAGAAGGUUACUCUGGGGCGGACAUCAGCAUUGUCGUCAGGGAUGCCCUCAUGCAGCCUGUCAGAAAAGUUCAAUCAGCCACUCACUUCAAAAAGGUACGAGGUCCAUCCCGCAGUGAUCCCCAUGUAAUAGUGAAUGACCUCCUGACCCCGUGCUCGCCUGGCGAUCCCAAUGCCAUAGCCAUGACGUGGAUGGACCUGCCUGGUGAGAAGCUGUUCGAGCCAGUCGUGUGCAUGGCAGACAUGCUGAGGUCGCUGAACACCACCAAACCCACCGUCAACGAUGAGGACUUGGAGAAGCUGAAGAAGUUUACUGACGACUUUGGUCAAGAGGGCUAAUAAUAAUACGCUAAUUUUCAUCACAAAUACCAACAAAUCAUUUUCGCUAUCAAGUUAUAUUUUUUUGAUUCAUUAAUCUUUCACUCUGUACUAAAUGCCAAAAACAGAAGUGUCUAUCAUCAGUGGAUGAAACUCUGACAUUCUAAUUUCUUAAUUUAGUCAGUAAAUACAGGGACAUAAGUCUGCAUUGCACUGAUGAUAAACCAAAUUUUAAUAGCUGUUACCAUUAACUUUUUUGUUAUUAAUGCUGCUCCUUCAGCUCAAAUUGUGUAUAAGUCUGUUGAGUAUCCUGUCUUCAUCUGUUUUUUUUUUGUUGUUGUUUUUUAUUGUU
This is a messenger RNA of Thalassophryne amazonica, 1837 nucleotides long. RefSeq names its product vacuolar protein sorting-associated protein 4B-like. The record is from RefSeq and is a predicted model, not a curated record. The transcript is spliced from 11 exons. NCBI's taxonomy places the organism in Eukaryota, Metazoa, Chordata, Actinopteri, Batrachoidiformes, Batrachoididae. Bases 196 to 1506 code for a protein of 436 amino acids. Gene Ontology annotation, molecular function: ATP hydrolysis activity; ATP binding. Gene Ontology annotation, biological process: vacuole organization; endosomal transport.